AUGAAAGGAAAUGAAGACUGCCUUGCAAUUUGGGAAGAUGGAACACUAAAUGAUGCCGAUUGUGCACACCUUUUUUCUUUCAUUUGUAUGGAAGUUCGUGAAAAUAUACAAUCACUUGGACUAGCUGAAGGGAUUGGCAUUGGGAUUGGUAUUUGUGUUGGGGUAGCGAUUUUAGUGCUGGCAGUUGUGCUUGUGUUUAAGUUGCGUUGCAAAACACGAUCACCCACUAGGAGUCAAGUAGAAUCUGGAAACUGCCAUGACAAAGAGAACCAAACACAUGCAAACGCCGUUGAUCACAACAUGAUUGGGACAAAGGCCGGGGAUGUCAAUCUGGCGGAGUUCACUGAAAGUGUCUAUGAGUAUGAAGAUGUUGUAAUUCAACAAGAACAAAACGCUGUUUACGACAACGACAACGACGAAGGCCUGUACACAGAAAUUCUGGACUAA
Molecule: messenger RNA, 447 nt
Organism: Physella acuta
Lineage: Eukaryota; Metazoa; Mollusca; Gastropoda; Physidae
Source: RefSeq, a predicted model, not a curated record